Molecule: messenger RNA, 2472 nt
Organism: Diorhabda sublineata
Lineage: Eukaryota; Metazoa; Arthropoda; Insecta; Coleoptera; Chrysomelidae
Product: eEF1A lysine and N-terminal methyltransferase homolog
Exons: 10
Coding region: 380-2377 (665 amino acids)
Molecular function (GO): S-adenosylmethionine-dependent methyltransferase activity
Source: RefSeq, a predicted model, not a curated record
GGUAAUUGUAAAACAAAAGCAUUGCGAUUGAAAGAAUCUACAGAAUAAUGUUUAAUGUAGUCUUGACCAGUAAUUAUUUAUUGUUACAUUAUUUAAUGUUUUGUAAAUAAACAUUUGUUUGAUAAUUUUUAAACACCUGCAUUUAUAAUUACUGAAAUUCAUUAUAAAAUAUUAUGAUGAAAAUAUAAUGUCGUCAUAUUGUAAUGUGUAAAAUAAAUUCACCAAUGAUCGAUUAUGAUACGAAAAUACAAGGGGGCGAGCAUGUGCACAACGUUAAUUCAAUAAAUAUAACCUACAAAUUUAAAAUAUUUGAAAAACAAAUGUUUAUAAGUAAGUUUUGAUAUUAUUUGAAAGACAUAUUAAUUAAAAGGCAUUGGAAAUGAACUUGUUGCCAAAAUCUAAAGAGGAAUUUAGCCAAAAGGAUUAUUGGAAUGAAUUUUUCAAGAAGAGAGGUAAUGAAGCAUUCGAAUGGUAUGGAGAAUACAAUGAAUUAUCCUUGCAUCUUCAUAAAUAUAUUAGAAAACCGGAUAGUGUUCUUAUUGUCGGAUGUGGCAAUUCUUCUUUAGGCAAGGAUUUAUUUGAUUUGGGUUAUAGGAAUAUCACGAAUAUUGAUAUAUCGGAUGUAGUUAUAAGACAGCUGCUUUCCCAAAUAGGAAAUAGAGAAAAUUUAAAAUAUUUACAAAUGGAUGCCUUGAACAUGACCUUUGAUAAUGAACAAUUUAGUGUGAUUCUUGACAAAGGUACUCUAGAUGCUCUAAUGCCUGACGAUUCUGAAGAGACCAUAGAAAAAAUAAAGAAAUAUUUUGAUGAAAUAAGCAGAGUAUUGAAAAUCGGUGGAAGAUAUAUCUGUAUAUCUUUGCUUCAAGAGCACAUUUUGCAAUUCUUAUUAAAGUAUUUUUCAUUAAACAAUUUUAUGUUUAGAAUAGUGAGAUGUUUUGAGGCGGAAAUUAAGGCAGCUGAUAAUGGACAAAAUCCUAUUCCUGUUUUUAUUGUUGUUUGUACCAAAUUCAAAACGUUGACACAGAAGGUGUUGGAAAUAAAUUUAGGUCCGAUGGAUAAAAUGCAGAGAUGUAACAGCGACAAUGAUGUUAUAUCACAAAUUACGAAUGCUCAGAAUGCUGCUUUCAUUUGCUCAUCAUUAAAGAGAACUUCAAUUGCUGAUAAAAAUGAAGUAGUAUUUGAUCUGUUUGAACAAGGUUCAGUUAAACCUAGAUUUACUGUUUAUGUAGUAGACAUUCCCCCUCAAAGAAAUUUUUCGCAAUAUGCAGCAUUUAUUGUGCCAGAAGGAAGGGAAGUCGAAUGGUUGUUUUCCACACCGAAUGGAAGGAAGAAAUUAGUGGAAGUCACGAAACAUAACAGAUUGUCGAUUAUUACCCUUCAUAGAGAUCAAAAGUAUGAAUCGUUUGAAGCAAUCCAAACAGAACUUACAGACGUAGUUUGCAAUUUAGCGCCAUCGAACUUGAGAAAUAAAAUGGUAGCUUUUCUUUCAUUGGGAUCUGAUGUAGGUCAUCGAAUAGUAAGAUACAAGGGUCAUUCUGAUUUAUCUGGAGAUUUUGUGAUAGAAGAUGUCAUAACAGAAAACAAUGAAAAAUAUAGACGAUUAUUUUAUAUGAGUUCCCAAUUAGUGAUACAAUCAGAAGCGAAAUUGAGAAUAAUAAAAUCUAGAAAGGGAAUUAUGAAAGAAACUGUAGAUUUGGUACAUUUGACAUGUAGACAUCACGUUUAUAUGUCGAUAGCUACUUAUUUAGCUUGUAAUAAUAAAACGAAAGCCAAUGUUACUGUUAUAGGUUUGGGAGGCGGUGGUUUAUGUUCCUUUCUGCAUAAAUUUUUACCUAAAAUUAAUAUUUGUGGUGUUGAUGUCGACAAAGAUAUGCUUAAAGUGGCUGUAGAUUGGUUCAAUUUUAAAGAGGAUGAUAAACUUAAAGCUGAAAUACAAGAUGGUUUAGUAUAUAUUAGAGAAAUGGCAAAAAAUGGGAAAACAUUAGAUGCUCUUCUUUUUGAUGUCGAUAGUAAAAAUCAUGCGAUUGGAAUGAGUUGCCCUCCACAACAGUUUAUGACUAAAGAAACUUUGAAAAAUGUUGUGAAAAUCGUUGAUGAUGAAGGUAUUUUCGUUGUAAAUGUGGUGUUGAGAGAUAACCAGCUCCGACCAGGAGUAUUGGUCAAUUUGAAAAAUCACUUUAAAAACGUUUUUAGCUACAAAUUGCAGGAAGAUCUGAACGAAAUAUUCAUCUGUUCAAAUGGCUCUAUAGAAACGGAUAAACUUAAAGAUGCUUCCUAUGAAUUGAAUUCUUUUUUCAAAAAACACGGUUUAAUUGAAAAUGGAGUUGAUACGGAUAAAUUUUUACAUUCGCUAGUCGCUCAAUCGGUGGUUAUUUAGAAAAUAAUUUUUACUUAAUAUCAUUUAUUUGAUUCGUGUACAACUGUUUUAGAAGAAACGUUUUCUUCUUGUCUAGAAUAAAAGUUUUCUUCGGC